AGAUGUAGUAGAAAAAGAGGAGUUGUGUUCAAGCUCUCGUCUUUUGUAGAGAGGUGUUUGUGUGUGGAAUAGGCAGGAUUUGGUUUUAUUCAGAAAGAAGAAGGCAUAAAAAGAAAAGGAUGCACAUCUUUCCUGGAUUAUUCUGAUUCUUAUUAUUCUGCUCAAACAAUUUCAGGAGGAAUUAACCCACAUUCAGGAUUCCUUUAAGAGCAUGAUGGACAUGGCAUCAGAAAUCACUGACCUCUGACGUGAUCGACUAGAAAGACUCGGAGAGACAUAAACAGGGGAUCUUUCUCCUGCGUUUUUGAGACUUUCUUUUUUGCAGAACUUGGUGGAACUUUUCAUAGAAAUUUCAACAUCAUAAGGAUAAAUGAUUUCCUGAGCAUUUACUUUAUUAUUUAACAGCAUAAACAGACAUGGUUUCUACAAAGAUUUAUGUUUACUUUUUACUUUAAGCUACUUUUACAGGCAGCUGUUGCCACUUGUUGCAAGAGCAAUUUUUUUCCCCACUUCUGCUGCGUCUCGCUUCAGAUUUUCUUGCCUGCUUCCAAGCAGCUAUUUCAGCUUUAAAACAAAAGUAACAGAGCGGAAGGCAGAUGGCACAGAAAGAAGGUGGAAGUGAGCAGGGGCGUGUGAAGGUGGAGGACAGUUUGGGGGCCAAAGCCAUGGCCGGGGGCCCCAUGGCAGGUGGAGGAGUGGUGGUGGAGGUUAGAGAGAAGAAGGGACCUCUGCGGGCCGCAAUACCCACAAUGCCUUUCCCUUUGGCUGUCAUCUGUCUUUUCCUGAACACAUUCAUACCUGGGCUUGGCACCUUCAUCUCAGCGUUCAGCGUGCUGUGUGGAGCUCGCAGCGAGCUGAUCUCCGAGCGAGGCGUCUGCUGCGUGUUCUGGCUCAACGUGGCAGCAGCUCUCAUCCAGAUCCUGACGGCCGUCAUCAUGGUGGGCUGGAUCAUGAGCAUCUUCUGGGGAAUGGACAUGGUCAUCUUGGCAAUUUCUGAUGGCUGCAGAGAUCAGGGUGUUCCUCAAGACGUCUGAGAGAAGCUGUUUUCUUAUUGGCUGCUGGAUCUGACACAGUUUGACCUGUUUAACCCUCCAGAGGCCUAAAAGCAACCUUCGAAACGAUCCACAGAUGUGAGAAGAACUGACUGUUUCUCAGAAAAAAAAAUCUUGGCUGCUGAUUGGUGAACACAAAACUGUUUAAAAGGGACAUUAAAAAAGGAGGCUGGCACUUUUGUUUUGUUGGUUAUUCGAUUUUUAUCUUUUAUUAUACUUUAUUUGCCAAACUUACAAAACUCUAAACACUUGUAACUUCCUUUUAGCAUGAGAAGAUGGAUUUAUAAGGUGUCGCCAUACAUUCCUGGGUAGACUGCUGUAGGUUUUUAGCUUGUAAACUUUGUUAGAAAGUUGUUGUUUUUAUAUUUAGAAAAGACGUGUUCUAGAUAAUGCUUUUUUAAUGUGGUAAAAUGUGGAUUUUCAGGUAAAUAGUGCUGAACAUUUUGGUUUGAAACACAAUGCUGGUGAACUGAAAGGAUAAGUUUCAGUGUUUCAAAGUAGUAUUAGCCUCUUUCCCUUCAGGUCUGUAAUACUGUGACUGUAUACUUCUCUGCUGAGCUUCAGUAUGUUUCCUCUUACAUUUUUAUCCAGGUUCAGGGGGCUUGCAUGUUCGGUUCCCCCACAUUUUUAUAUGAAAAGGGACAAAAUGUUCAAAUAAUGCAAAAAAAAAGGUUUACAAAAAUCACAUUAACUUACCCCCAGUAUUGAUAAAUCAGUCAGUAUGAGAUCAAUAAUUUGUCAAGAAUCGACUAAAACCUGGAAAUUAAACGUGAUGAUGUCAUUUUGCAAACAAUUAAAUGGACUGUAGCUGCUGUGACUCAUUCAUUUUGCAAAUACAGUCUUUUCCAAAGA
Messenger RNA from Austrofundulus limnaeus, 1904 nucleotides. RefSeq names its product stum, mechanosensory transduction mediator homolog (gene stum). Lineage: Eukaryota; Metazoa; Chordata; Actinopteri; Cyprinodontiformes; Rivulidae. The record is from RefSeq and is a predicted model, not a curated record. The transcript is spliced from 4 exons. Bases 597 to 1034 code for a protein of 145 amino acids.